Messenger RNA from Maniola jurtina (meadow brown), 792 nucleotides. RefSeq lists its product as uncharacterized. The transcript is spliced from 2 exons. Lineage: Eukaryota; Metazoa; Arthropoda; Insecta; Lepidoptera; Nymphalidae. The record is from RefSeq and is a predicted model, not a curated record. The coding region runs from base 175 to 792 and encodes 205 amino acids.
AACGUCCAGAGUCCUGCCAGCAGGACUUUGCGUCCUACCGGUAGGACGCAAUAGAUUUGGCUAUAUGAGGUUUUCUAAGCCUGCUAGCAGGACGAAACAAGUACCACUAAAUAGUGCGUCCUUUUCUCUCUUUGCGAGUUUUUGAUUCAUGUUUCUACGACUAGUUGGGCCGAAAUGGCUGCGAAUAUAAGACGUGGGGACCGCGUUCGCGCCAAAGCUACCUAUUUCGACGAACAAGAUGGCGGCAAUACAUGGAGUCGUCAACAUUUUGGCGAUAAUUACCAUAUCAGUUAUUGUUGGGGUACAGUAAGAAAAGUGGAAAACAAAUUUGCAAGAGUAUAUUGGGAUAUUGAUAAAAAAGUUUCAACCGUGCCCGUCGAAUAUUUAAUUGCUGACCACGAAAACGAAAAUUUAAUUGAAGCAAAUACUAAUCAAUAUUGUUCACUGUCUGAAUCAGAUUCAUCCACUUCAAGCGAAGAUGAGGAGGAGACGAAUAAUUAUCCGACUACCAGUAGGAGCAACGUAAUAAAUUCUACCGAAAAUAUAGUCGUUGUAAAGGGUGUUACCUGGACUUUUAUGGAGGCAAUACGACUUGACCAACGACAACAGGGUAAUUACAAAGCUACCCUACAAGAACCAUUGAGGGGCACACAAAGCGUAAAGGACGCUUUUUUUAUGGUUUUUCCCCGGGAGAAAGUUCAUUAUAUAAUACAAUGCACUAACUCUAUGUUUCCAGCAAAACAAAAAGUUUUGACUGAGAAAGAGUUACUACUGUUACUGCUUUGCGAUUAA